AUUAAACUCAUUAUACGGUUGUACCAGCAGUCUGCCACUGACUGGUAACGUUAAAAUUAAUUUUGUUUUUUAAUAUAUUUUAACAAAACAAUUUCAACAAUGGCUAGAGUAUUAAUUUUAUUGUCUGUAAUUUUGUUCAGUGUCUAUAUGACAGAACAAGCAUACUUUUUGGAAAACGACUAUAUCAACAAAAUCAACGAAAAAGCAACAACAUGGAAGGCUGGUAUCAACUUUGAUCCAUCUACACCGAAAGAACACAUUUUAAAACUUUUGGGAUCCAAAGGUGUACAAAUUCCAAGCAAACUUAAUUACAACAUGUACAAAUCAGAAGACAAGGAAUACGAUAAUCUGCUCGGCAGAAUUCCAAGGAAAUUUGACUCGAGGAAAAAGUGGAAACAUUGUACUACUAUUGGAAAAGUCCGAGACCAAGGAAAUUGUGGAUCGUGUUGGGCAUUAUCUACAAGUUCAGCGUUUGCUGACCGUCUAUGUGUAGCUACAAACGGAGAUUUCAACCAAUUAUUAUCUGCAGAAGAAUUAACUUUCUGCUGUCACAAGUGUGGAUAUGGCUGUAAUGGAGGAUACCCAAUAAAAGCAUGGGAACGUUUUAAGAAACACGGUCUUGUCACCGGAGGAGAUUAUAAAUCAGGAGAAGGCUGUGAACCAUACAGAGUCCCUCCUUGUCCCUAUGACGAACAAGGAAAUAAUACUUGCGCUGGAAAACCAAUGGAACAAAAUCACAGAUGCACGAGAAUGUGUUACGGAGAUCAAGAACUUGAUUUUGAUGAAGAUCACAGAUACACAAGAGACUCGUAUUACCUUACAUACGGAAGUAUCCAAAAGGACGUUAUGACAUAUGGUCCCAUUGAAGCAUCAUUCGAUGUUUAUGAUGAUUUUCCCAGUUACAAGUCAGGAGUCUACAUUCGAUCAGAAAAUGCUUCAUAUUUAGGAGGGCAUGCCGCGAAAUUGAUUGGAUGGGGUGAAGAAUACGGAGUGCCAUAUUGGUUAAUGGUUAACUCAUGGAACGAAGAUUGGGGUGACAAUGGACUUUUCAAAAUUCAACGAGGCACAAACGAAUGUGGAAUCGAUAAUUCGACUACUGCUGGUGUACCAGUAACUAACUAAGUGUAUUAUUAGUUAAAAUAAUUUUAAAAAUGUCGUGAUGAAAUAAAAUCAAUUUUUAUUGUUCUAA
This is a messenger RNA of Rhopalosiphum padi (bird cherry-oat aphid), 1189 nucleotides long. RefSeq names its product cathepsin B-like. Gene Ontology annotation, molecular function: cysteine-type endopeptidase activity. Lineage: Eukaryota; Metazoa; Arthropoda; Insecta; Hemiptera; Aphididae. Bases 100 to 1122 code for a protein of 340 amino acids. The record is from RefSeq and is a predicted model, not a curated record. Gene Ontology annotation, cellular component: lysosome. The transcript is spliced from 6 exons. Gene Ontology annotation, biological process: regulation of catalytic activity.